Molecule: messenger RNA, 2037 nt
Organism: Cuscuta campestris
Lineage: Eukaryota; Viridiplantae; Streptophyta; Magnoliopsida; Solanales; Convolvulaceae
Source: the annotation of a GenBank genome assembly
GUCCGUUCGUUCUCUUCUUCAUUCUCCUCCACAAACCCACCAACGACAUUCCUCUUUUCUCUCUCUCUCUCUUUAUUAUGCUUUUCUUGGAUUUCUUUGAAAUUUCUCUUUCUCCAAUUUUAAAAAAUUGAUCUACCUCAUUUAUUAGAUUUAUUUUUUUUAAUAAAAAUUGUGAUUUCCUUUCUUUUUCUGGCGAUUUUUCUUUGACUCUUUCAAACCGUCACCGCACAAAGGUCGGUCAAACAUUUCGCCUCUCUCUCUCACACACACACACAGUCUGUGUGUUUUUUUAUGGACAAAUUCUCCAUUUCCCACAAAUAGCUUUCCCAUUUCUGCUGCUCUGGGUCAAUAUUUGGAAUGAACCCUAGUUGGAAUUGGGAUAUCAUCUGUUUGUUUGUUUCAAAGUUUUGGUGAUGGGUUUCUUUCCACAUUGAAAACCAUUCUCUUUGUUGUUGUUGUUGAUGAUGAUGAUAAAUUUCUAGAUCUUUUUCAAUUUAAUCUGUUGCUUGAUUAUUUGGGUUGGAUCUUUUUUAUAUAUAAAACCUAGAAAUUAGAGACUUUGUUGGAGUGGUUAUUGGAUUAGUUUAAGAACAGGACAAAAAAAUGGAUUUGAAAACAAGCAGUGAUGGAGAUGAGGCUGCCAAAAGUGAGAAAUUAGGGCCUGAAGAAAUGGAGUUAUUAGGGUCAAAGUUGGGAGGGGGAGGGAGUGUUAGUGAUAGGAAUUUGGGUGGAAAGAGCCCUAACAAAGACAUGAUUUUUCGGGCGGAUAAGAUCGAUCUCAAGAGUCUGGAUGUUCAGUUGGAGAAGCAUUUGAGCCGCGUUUGGUCGAGAAGCGUGGAGAGUCAGGUCCCCAGGCCUAAGGAGGAAUGGGAGAUUGAUCCUUCCAAACUGGAGAUUAGGUAUCUCAUUGCUCAAGGGACAUAUGGUACCGUUUAUCGCGGCACUUAUGAUACCCAAGAUGUUGCAGUGAAAUUGUUGGACUGGGGAGAGGACGGCAUGGCCACGGCUGCCGAAACGGCUACAUUGCGCGCAUCCUUUCAACAGGAGGUUGCGGUUUGGCAGAAGCUUGACCAUCCAAAUGUUACAAAGUUUGUUGGUGCUUCAAUGGGAACUUCAAACCUCAAAAUUCCAUCGAAGAACCCUUCCGAGGGUUACACUACCCUUCCGUCGAGGGCGUGUUGCGUUGUUGUGGAAUUCCUUGCCGGUGGGACCUUGAAAAAUCUUUUGUACAAGAACCGGAAAAAGAAAUUGGCCUACAAGAUUGUUAUUCAGCUCGCUUUGGACCUUUCAAGAGGGCUGAGCUAUUUACAUUCCAAGAAAAUAGUUCAUCGUGAUGUGAAGGCCGAAAACAUGUUGCUCGACACAAACCGAACUUUAAAAAUUGCCGAUUUUGGUGUGGCUCGGGUUGAGGCACAGAAUCCCAAGGACAUGACUGGUGAAACUGGUACUCUUGGUUACAUGGCCCCCGAGGUUCUUGACGGCAAGCCCUAUAACCGAAAAUGCGACGUAUACAGCUUUGGAAUUUGCCUUUGGGAAAUAUACUGCUGCGAUCUGCCAUAUCCGGACCUCAGCUUUGCUGAAGUUUCAUCCGCAGUUGUCAGACACAAUCUGAGGCCAGAAAUACCGAGGUGCUGCCCGAGUAUGUUGUCGAGCAUAAUGAAGAAAUGUUGGGACGCGAACCCGGAGAAGAGGCCGGAAAUGGACGAGGUUGUUAGGCUGUUGGAAGGGAUUGAUACGAGCAAAGGAGGAGGUAUGAUACCCGAAGACCAAGCGGGCGGUUGUUUCUGUUUUGCCCCCACCCGAGGCCCGUGAUGAUUCAUGAUUCAUUCACUCCCCAUAUAUAUAUAAUUAUAACUAUUAAUUAAUAUAACUCUCUUCUCAUUUAUUUUUUUUUGAAAAAAAAAUAAUUAUAAUCUCUUCUUCUUGUUCCAAGUGGUGAUGGGGAAAUUACACCCUUAAAAUUAGUUUCCUUAGUUUGGUUUGGAAUGCUACAAACUCAUUUCCAUGUUCAUUUUCAAAUAAAUAGGGAAAAGCUCC